AUGUCCCGUUUCUUUGUGUCUGGCUAUAACUCAGAUUCAACCUCUGAAGAAGAGGAUUUAUUGACUUCUGAUGAAGAAGAAUUACUUUCUUCUUCUCAAGAAGAAGAUAAUGAUGAAUCCAGUGAUUCAGAAUUUGGUAAUGAUUCUGAUGAUUCUGAUUCUGAUGAUUCUGAUUCUGAUGUUCGUCCUACUGGUCCAGCUUAUUUCUUAAAGAAGAGCUUUUUAAAAGGAUCUCGUGAUGAUGAUUCUGAUUCCGAUUCGGAUGAAGGUAAAAGAGUGGUUAAAUCUGCUAAAGAUAAAUUAUUAGAUGAUAUGGAAGAAUCGAUUGAAACUAUUAAUGUUAAUAAAAGAACCAACAAUUGGACUGUGGUAUUGAAUGAAAUUGAUAAAUUACAACGUUAUGUGGUUAGAACUAAACAACAAAGUAUUGCUAUUCCAAACUUUUAUAUUAAAUGUUUAGCAAGUUUAGAAGAAUAUAUGAAUGAAACCAAUGAAAAUGAAAAAUCAGAAAAAUCCUUAAAUGCUACUGAAUCAAAAUCUUUUAAUGCUGCUAGAAUAAAACUUAGAAAACAAAUUAAAGAUGUUCAAACCAGAUAUGAUUUCUAUCGUGAACAACCAGAUUUAUUUGAAAGAGAAGAAUCAGUUGAUAUUAUUCCUUCUAAUGGUAAUGAACAAAGUGCUGAGUAUACUGCAGUGGGUGGAAGAGCCAUGGGUCCUGUGUUUGCUGCUUUAAAACAAAUUAUUGAAUCAAGAGGUAAGAAAAAUAUUGAUAAAUUUGAACAAAUUCAAACUUUAGAUCAAUUAUUAAGUACUAAUUUAGAAAAAGGUAGUGCUUUUGAAUUAAUCGCUAUAUAUCAAAUCUUAUUAUCCAUUAGAUUUGAUGCUUCUGCUAAUCAAAAUUUCAUGCCUGUUGAUGAAUGGAAAAAGAAUGAAGAUGAUCUUAAUGCUUUAUUAGAUGUUUUAUAUGCUAAUAUUGAUAAAUAUCAAUUAUCAGAAUUAGGUUCUACUACUGAUGAAAUUGAUAUUGAACCUGAAGCCAGAGCUGAUGGGGUUAAAGUUAUCUUUGGUUCCGUCACUUCUUUAAUUGAUAGAUUAGAUGAUGAAUUCACUAGAUCUUUACAAAAUACUGAUCCUCAUUCUAUUGAAUACGUUGAAAGAUUAAAGGAUGAAUCAAGUAUUUACAAAUUAAUCGUCAGAGGUCAAUCAUAUAUUGAAUUAAUUACUCCAGAAGAUAUUAGACCAUCAUCUGAACAACUUGCUAGAAUCACUUUAAGAAGAUUAGAACAUAUCUAUUAUAAACCAAAUCAAUUAAUUACUGCCAAUGAAGCUGAAGCUUGGAAAGGUAUUGAUAUUGAUUCAGCCCUUGUUUCAAAGAAUGCUACUCCAAAUGAACUUAUUGAAGGUAUAAAUACUUUCUUACAUAACCAUUCCAAUUCAAUUUAUGGUAAACAUAGUUUAUUAAAUACUAUUUACUAUUAUGCUGUUAAUAAUCAAUAUAAUCAAGCUAGAGAAUUAUUUUUAUCAUCUCAAUUAUAUGGAUCAAUUAAUCAUGCUGAAUCUACUUUACAAGUUCAAUAUAAUAGAGCUAUUGUUCAAUUAGGUUUAAGUGCCUUUAGAUCAGGAGCUAUUGAAGAAUCUCAUAAAAUUUUAAAUGAAAUUGUUAAUUCUCAAAGAUCAAAAGAAUUAUUAGGUCAAGGUUUUAAUUCAAAAUAUCCAAAUCAAGCCACUACUGCUGAAAGACAAAAAUUAUUACCAUUCCAUCAACAUAUUAAUUUAGAAUUAUUGGAAUGUGUUUAUAUGACCAGUUCAUUAUUAAUUGAAAUCCCAGCUUUAGCCCAAGCUUCUAAUUCUGCUAAAGAUUCUAAACGUAAAGCUUCUAUUAAAUCAUUCAAAUCCAAAUUAGAAUUCCAUGAUAGACAAUUUUUCACUGGUCCACCAGAAAGUAUUAAAGAUCAUAUAGUUCAUGCAUCUAUAGCAUUACAAAAGGGAGAUUGGUCAAAAGCAUAUCAAUUAUUAUCUGGUAUUAAGAUUUGGAAAUUAUUCCCUGAUAAUGAUGAAUUAUUAGCUAUGUUAAAGAGUCAAUUACAAGUUGAAGGUUUAAGAACUUAUAUUUUCACUUAUAAAGCUGUUUAUACUAAAUUAUCCAUUGCUAAAUUAUCUAAAGUUUUUAAUCUUGUUAAUGAAAAGAUUUAUGAAAUUUUAGAAAAAAUGAUUGAAUCAAAUGAAAUUGGGGGUAGUUUUGAUGAAACUAAAAUAUUUAUUAACUUUACUAGUAAUGAACCUCAAAGAUCAAGAUUACAAGAAUUAGCUAUUGUUAUGAAUGAAAAAGUUGGUUUAUUAACUGAAAAGAAUGAAAAGACUGCUUCAAAUGGUUAUGGUAAGAAACAAAACCAACCACAAGGUCAACAACAACAAGGCCAACAACAAGGUCAACAAAAUCAAAGAGAAUCCGAAGAAAACAAUAGAUUCAGGUACGCCAACGUUAAUUCUAACAAUGAUGAAUUCCAAGCCGCCGUUUAA
Molecule: messenger RNA, 2520 nt
Organism: Scheffersomyces coipomensis
Lineage: Eukaryota; Fungi; Ascomycota; Pichiomycetes; Serinales; Debaryomycetaceae
Gene: NIP1
Product: translation initiation factor eIF3 subunit c
Exons: 2
Coding region: 1-2520 (839 amino acids)
Biological process (GO): translational initiation
Cellular component (GO): eukaryotic translation initiation factor 3 complex
Molecular function (GO): translation initiation factor activity; translation initiation factor binding; RNA binding
Source: RefSeq, a predicted model, not a curated record